AUGGAUCCACAGAGCAGCACCGCACGAAACACAGAUGUUGAUUUUGAAGAAGCUCGAUCGAUCGGUGAUCAGGUUCAGUUAUCUGCGUAUCAGAGAGAUGAAAGGAUUUACACUCCUGAGUUUGAACUAUCAGCUAUACCUGUGGUUGGAAUGCAAUUUACCUCUAUCGAACAAGCAUACGUCUUUUACCAAACAUAUGCUAAGUUAGCUGGUUUUUCUACUCGGAAAGGUGGUGAAGUACACAGUGGUGGUACAACCAAAACUAAGUAUUUUGUUUGUUCUAAAGAGGGAUAUAUGCCAUUGUUUAUUGAUGAUGCUUAUUCAAAGUCAAAAAAGCCAUUCAAAUCAAGGAACAGGGGGACCAUUAGAACUGGCUGCAAAGCUCAACUUAUGAUUUGCACUGUGGAUGGUAGAUCAUAUACUGUAAAGAAAUUUGUUGAUGGCCAUAAUCAUAAGUUUGUAUGUCCACACGAUAUUCAUAUGCUGCCAGCGUACAGGCAGUUGUCAGAUGUCCAGGAGGAGAUGAUAUGGGAACUAGGCACUCUAUACCUUGGCCCUGUGAAAGCUUUUCAUAUAAUGAGAAAACGUUACGGUGGUUUUGAGAAUGUUGGCGCCACGGUUGAUGAUUGCAAAAACUUUAGGACUCGAAUUAACAGCUAUAUAGGAGAAUAUGAUGCUGACAUGGUCAUCAAUAGGUUAACCGACAAAAAAACAUCAUUUGGGCGGCAGCCAAAGGUUGUAGUAACGGACCAAGACCCUGCGAUGAAACAGGCUAUUGAGGAGGUUUUUUCUACCAACAGACACAGAUUGUGCAUGUGGCACAUAAUGAAAAAAGUGGCAGAUAAUGUUGGACACGAGUUGUGCAAUAAUGAUGAUUUUAAAAGGAGGAUGUGCGAUAUUGUAUGGAUUGGUUCCAUUGAACCUGAAGAAUUUGAGAGACAGUGGAAGUUGGUGAUGAUUGAGUACGGUCUCACUCAAAAUAAAUGGAUUGAUGAUAUGUUUUCGAUGAGAUACAUGUGGAUUUCGGCUUUUUACCUGCAUGAGUCCAUGUCUGGACUCAUGCGAACAACUUCGAGAUCAGAGAGCGAUAAUCAUUUUUUUUGCCAAAUGACAAAUUCACAACUCACUCUUGUAGAGUUUAUGAAUCAUUUUGAUGGAGCAAUGGAUGUCCAAAGGUUCAGUCACAGAAAGAAUGAUCAUAUUUCAAGAUAUACUGAGCCUGAUGAUUGGAGCAAAACUACUUUGGAAAAAGAUGCUGCUAAGAUAUACACCAGGUCUAUAUUUUUUGAUCAGCAAACAGAGAUAUAUGGAACUAUUACUGAAUGCCUGCCGAGGACACCAAAAUCGAGGGUCCACAGAUAA
Helianthus annuus (common sunflower) is the source of this 1362-nucleotide messenger RNA. RefSeq names its product protein FAR1-RELATED SEQUENCE 5-like. NCBI's taxonomy places the organism in Eukaryota, Viridiplantae, Streptophyta, Magnoliopsida, Asterales, Asteraceae. The transcript is spliced from 4 exons. The record is from RefSeq and is a predicted model, not a curated record. Bases 1 to 1362 code for a protein of 453 amino acids. Gene Ontology annotation, biological process: regulation of DNA-templated transcription.